Dacryopinax primogenitus is the source of this 1207-nucleotide messenger RNA. RefSeq names its product PAP2-domain-containing protein. Gene Ontology annotation, molecular function: inositol phosphoceramide synthase activity. Gene Ontology annotation, biological process: sphingolipid biosynthetic process; inositol phosphoceramide metabolic process. The transcript has 2 exons. Gene Ontology annotation, cellular component: inositol phosphoceramide synthase complex. The record is from RefSeq and is a predicted model, not a curated record. The coding region runs from base 23 to 1207 and encodes 394 amino acids. Lineage: Eukaryota; Fungi; Basidiomycota; Dacrymycetes; Dacrymycetales; Dacrymycetaceae.
AUUUCAUGCAGCCGUCGGGCGAAUGGAAUUCUCAUGGGAUCCAAAGAUCCAGUUUGCGCGAUUACGACGUUGGCGACCAACAUGGCCGCAGAUCGCUUCCUACUCCUUUCAAGCGUCACUCGCAAUAUUCUGGCUCUACCUCAUGACCGCUCCUCCAUUUCCAUAUAAACUGGGAAUACCGCUACUAUAUAUCACCGCGAUAUUUAUCCCCGUCACUGCACAAUUCUUCAUUCCAGCAACGCCCAUCUUCUCAUACUUACUGUCUUUCUAUUCGUCGCGCUUCAUCCCCACCGACUAUCGCCCCACCAUUCACGUCGCCCUCCUCCCGACCCUUGAGACCGUGCUUUACGGUGCAAAUAUAUCCGAUCUACUUACUCGAUAUACCUUCACCGCCCUCGACUUGCUCGCAUGGAUACCGUACGGUGUGGGCCACUUCACCCUGCCCUUCUUCAUCGCCUUCUUCUUGUGGAUCUUUGCUCAACGCCCGGCUUUGCGAUUCUUUGCCCUUGCCUUUGGUUUCAUGAAUCUCACUGGUGUUUUGAUUCAAGCAAUGCUGCCUUGUGCUCCUCCUUGGUAUGAGCUCAUUUAUGGUUUGACCCCGGCCGACUACAGUAUCCCCGGGCAUCCAGGAGGACUCGCUCGCAUAGAUGCUAUCUUCCACUCACAAGGCUAUACGAAAGCGUUCGGAGUAUCGCCAGUCGUCUUCGGUGCGUUCCCCUCGUUGCACGGCGGCUCAGCAACGAUGGAGGCUCUCUUCCUCUCCCACUUCUUCCCAAAGUAUCGCGCCAUCUUCUGGAGCUACGCUGUUGUCCUCUAUUGGGCAACAAUGUACCUCACGCACCACUAUCUCAUCGAUGUGGUGGCUGGUGCCUGUCUCUCUGUCAUGUUUUUCUAUUUCCUCAUACCCGACGAGCUUCGGGAACGCACAGACGAAACGCCAAAAUACAACUACGAGCGAUAUGAUGUCGAGGCUGCUACACGGAGACGGGAGUUGAGGACGGGGACCUGGACAGAGAACCCAGACGACGACGAUGACGACGCGCUCAGUGUGCAUUCAUUGCCCGAAGAUGAUCGCACUCCAACCUCUGCCAUGCCCUUCUUCCCUCAUCGACCGCCCAGGGCACACCGCCAGACGGCUUCAAUUGCAUCACUGUCUGGCUCGAAUCAACCAGCAGAUGGAGACAUAUCCUUAGGCCCAAUACGCUAA